Molecule: messenger RNA, 10397 nt
Organism: Petromyzon marinus (sea lamprey)
Lineage: Eukaryota; Metazoa; Chordata; Hyperoartia; Petromyzontiformes; Petromyzontidae
Source: RefSeq, a predicted model, not a curated record
CCACCACCACCACCGCCGCCGCCGCCACCGCCACUAUCGCCACCAACGCCAUGACCGCCAACACCGCCACCACCGCCGCCACCACCGCCGUGACGGCUGCAACGGUGACGGCGGCUGUGGCUCCCGGCGCUAACACCGUCUGGGGAUCUGCAGGCGGUUCAAACGGAAGCGCUGGAUUCUAUUGCCAGAAGAUGUCCUGCGCUGGAGAAAACUGCUACCAGAACAAGACGUUUCUACAAUACAAUGAGACGUGCAUGAGUUCAAAUCCCAUGUGCUGGUUUUUGCGCUCGACGGAGGGAACUGCUGUGAACUACACCUCAGGCUGCGUGUCCAACAACUUAAACGCCACGUGGUGCACCGCGUCGGGCACAGCGUCCAGGUGCAUCGUGGAGUGCUGCAACACCAGCCUGUGUCUCAACUUCCCGGCACCACCCACCACCGCAGCCACCACCACAACGACUGCAGUCACCACCACCAGCGAGCCGAUGUCCGACCGUGUCUGCCAGAUGUUUACCUGCAGCGGAGCUGACUGCUUCAUCAAGGUCAUACCUGCUCCACAGCGCUGCUACAAAAGCCAGCUGUACUGUGAGCUGGUGAGCCACAUGGAACACUCGCAGAUCUCGUUUACGGCCGGCUGCAGCUCUCGCUGCAAGGGCAAGGUGGCGUCGUGCGCCUCGCAGCCCGAGUGCUUCCAGGAGUGCUGCGCGGGCAACGCGAGCUGCCUCAAGCUGGACGGGAAGCUCUACGACGUGAGCGGCGGGCCGCGCCCCGGGGCGCUCGGGGCGCCCGGCCACGCUGCCACGUUCCUGCUUGUGGCCGCGAUCGCUCGGGCGAUGCUGUGAGUGGUCGACGAGCGCGACGGGUUGGCGGGGGGGCGGCGAGGGGCAGGGCCCCCCGACCACCACCAACCACGCCGAGCCGGGCGAAGGGCCACACCAGUUCUGGUCACCACGGCGAUGUCCCCCACAUCCACGUUAAAGAUUUCCAUGUCUACCAACGCGCGCAUUUCAUUGAUGUCGUUUCUGGUUCAUGUGCAAGCAGGGCGGGUACUUGAAUCCACAUGAGUCAGUGAGGUACCCAAAGUGAGUGUUUUUGAUUGCUUUGCUGUUGAGAGUCAACCACAAUAAAAUAAAGGGAACUCAUCUUUAACUAAUUGUACAGCCCCUUGUCAUUCACCUGCUGGAUUAGGGGCCCACCCAUGCCACGAUGACUUAGGGGGUUUUCGUGGCCACGCUUAUUUACGCUGGUCAAUCACUUGACAGUGAUGUUAGCCAUGGCCAGGAAUUGGACUCUGGUGGUCAAGUUCAUGGCACAGUGCUAUGCCUGUGAUUUAUUUUUUACUGGGUGGUAAGAUAGUGAAGAGUGAGAUCAUUUUAAACAUUAGAAAAGAUGGGUGGUGGUUGUAUUAGCACUAUUGAUACACCACAAAUUAUAAUUAUUAGUAGAGAGUGAUGGAAUGCCUUCACAAUCUAUGUGGUUACACUAUUUUGGAACCUUUUGCGGACUGACCUGCACAUUAAUGCCAUUCUGGUGUGCAAAAAGAGUGGUAGACAUGGAAUGCUUAAACCUGGAUGCUUCAUGACUGAAGCAUUAUAUCUGCCCUAAAGUUGCAAUCAGGAGUCAUAGAUAUAUGUGGAACUGUAUUUUUAGUUUUUUUUAUUUCACCCUUGCACGGUGCAAUACUGCAUUUUCAUACGUGCACCUGGAGCGAUGCAUGUUCAGUUUUUAUUUGAAAAGUGAAAGGUACCCAUCCUUUAUGGAGCGCUAAGGGCAUGAGCACAGUCAUCAGUUUUAUUAUUAGAGUUAAAUUAUUAGAGAUUGGCAUACCAAGCUAAAGUCUCCUAGUGGAGAGGUCCAAGCAUACGUGAAUGUUGAAAUACAGAGGGACGUGAGAGCAGGUUGGAGCUCUUUUAAAAAGCACUGAACGUGAUAACAAAAGACAACAGUGAAAUAGUGAACAACCUAAAUAAAAAAGUUUUCAAUCAGGGCAUAUGACCUCCUACGACAUGGACCAGAGAAGCAUGGAGAGGUGCAUGAUUUGAAUUCAACCGAGACACGAAAAAACGCACAUCAGAUGACACGAAUUAAAGGCAUGUUAAGAACAGUAAAUGUGCUAUAGAUGACGACUGAUGGUGGGGACCACCAGUCGAGUGGCAGCCAAAUAAAGAAACCACCUCGGAAGUGGAGCAAUGAGAUCAGCCCAUGUGUAGAAGUUGUACGUAAGUACAGUAUGUUGAACUUCUUUUGCACCGUACGUAGGAGGUGCGGGGGAAGGACAACAAACUAAACACAACAAUACAUUCUAAAUGCAUUUUUUUAUCUAUUUUAAAUUGCAUAGCUCCUGUGACUUCCUAAUAUUGGAAGCAAGAGCGCUGCAGAUGGACGCAGACGCGCAUCUGAAAGACCGCGAUGCAGUGAGUCUUUGUUCGAUGGCGAUCAAAGUGCAAUGGAUUGUUGCAUCAUGAGAUUGAGCGAUGCCAACAACUUGGAGAGAUUUCCAGCAGCAGUCCACUGAACAUUCCAGAUUUCAACAGAUCGCACAUGCAUAUGAACUCAUUUAUUUGGAGGAUUGCCCUUUGUAGAAGUAAAAUAAUAGGUGAGCAUAGGUCAUGAGGAUCAAGUUAUAGUUAAUUGGAAUCAUAUAAAACAAACUAUUUUCUAACAUAUAGGAAUUAAACCAACUUUGUCACGAAUUGUGAAGCCAGUUAUUGAGACAAUAAGACACAUCAACCUGAUCGCAUAUAUUUUAAUAUAAGUAAAUAAGAUUGCAUAAUUAACACAGUACGUCACAUAUCCGACUUGCUAGAGAACACUGUAUAGGCGUGUGUGAAAAUGAAAUGCCAGAUAUGUGAACACCCGAGAGAUAAAUUUUGAUUUAAAGCUUUCGUGACUGCAGGGAUUCAUAAUCUUGGUUCUUUCGGUAAAGUCACGUAGAAAGGAAACAAUAAAAAAUAUAAAACAAUAAAAAUCUCACAAAUUGUAUUUAUAAAGCAGCAGCUCACCUGGCUAAAGACACGCACACCGUGCCGCUGGGUUGCAGUGUCGGGCAUCGCAGUUUUUGCCAGAGCUAAGCAAUAGCCCACAUUCCAAAAAAUAUAAAACAAUAAAAUUCUCACAAAUUUUAUUGUUUGAUAUUUUUAUUAUUUUAUUGAUUCCCUUCUACGUGACUUUACCGAAAGAACCAAGAAAAUAUGAAUCCCUGCAGUCACAAAAGCUUUAAAUCAAAAUUUAUCUCUAGGGUGUUAACAUACCUGGCAUUUCAUUUUCACACACGCCUAUGCAGUGUUCUACAGCAAGUCGGAUGUGACGUAAAACAAUAAAAUUCUCACAAAUUUUAUUGUUUUAUAUUUUAUUGUUUCCCUUCUACGUGACUUUACCGAAAGAACCAAGAAUAUGAAACCCUAGAGAUAAUGAGUUACACAUGGGGAAAUGCUUCACUAUGCUUUAGACGCAAAUUGUCCGCGAUAUUAGUGUGCAUUUACUGUAUGUGAAACGGUCGGAUUUGUGCACACCUAUAGAAAAUGCUACCACACGCGCAUACCGAACUGGGUGUGUGCAAUUGGAUGUUACGGUCGGAUAUGCGACUGAAUUUCAUUACCAGUCGGGUACAUUUUGUAAUUAAAUUCGUAUAUUAAGUCUGUAUAUGUUCCACGUAUCUCUAUGACCUCUAGCGGCAGCUGGGAGACUUUCUUUCACUAUUCAUUCUCGCGAUCUCUGCGUUUCCUUUGGGAGGCGAGCCCAAUUUAUAAAGCAGCAGCUCACCUGGCUAGAGACACGGACACCGUGCCGCAAGUGUCGGGCAUCGCAGUUUUUGCCAGAGCUAAGCAAGUCAGCCCACAUUCUAAAAGUUAAUUUAGUAUUCCUCCCAAGUAUGCGUCCCACCUCCAGGUUUUACUGCUCACCAGUCCGGCUUUCCAAAACGUCACUUACUCUGCAUACAGAAAUUGGUUUUAAAUAUAGAUACACAUUAUCACGCGAAUAAAGAAUGUAUAAAAGCUGGAUUUUCCGUUACAAAAAUCAACAAUGGGUAGUUAGAACUGGCAGAAACUCUAGAACAAGGGCAAACCAGUUUUGUUUUAAUCUUUUAAAUGUGUGUAUGCAUAGAAGUGUAACAGAAGACUUCAGCAGCCUGUUGAAAUUAACGCUUGUGCGUCUAUUGAAAACGUGGAAACAGUUGCAAGGUGUAAGACUAAAUGCAGCUAGCAUUACAUCAUUAAUAUCCGGUCAGCUUCAGCAAUAACGUAAAACUCGAUCAAAGCUUGCCAAGUACUACAGCAGCAGGAAAGGAUAACGUUUGUUUCUCGGGACACUUGCUUUUUAUUUUACAAUACAAAUACGUGGGUAAAAUCUGAAUAGCUGAGGAGUUAAGCAUUUGCCUUCGGGCCAGUUUGUAUGACAAUGGUUCAAUUCUCACAACUGCUCGCUAAUUCCUGCAGAGAUGUCCUACAGUGCUUUGAAUAUUGUAAUGUAACUUAUAUGAAUAGGCUGUCAUGUGCUACUGCCAUCCCUCAGUUCAUCAUUUACCCAGAUAACCGGUGCCUAAUUAAGCUCAAAAUCUACCGGGCACGGAUUGGGAACCGUCAGAAAAAAAAUAAUGCUUUAAAGUGCUGAAAAUGUCUUAUUCUAUAAAACAGAUAUACAUGAGGUGUUCCAGUCAAGAGAUGCCUUUAAGACUUGCUGUGGGAUUUUGUAAGUACAGACCUGAUUUACCAAAGCAUGGUCGAUCGUGCCUGUAGGAACGUUUUAUUAGGCUCUGCAGAUAACAUAUUAAAGGAAAAUAAACACGUUAUUAUGUAACUACAGGUACCCACGUCUGCUGGGUUAUGAUUCACAAUGUUUCUCGCUUGGCUGCAUAAAAGGGCAUUCCAUUGAUGUAUACUAUAGCUGAGCUACGUCAUGAAAACCACGCACAUGCCACGCCAGUUGACCAGUCACUGAUGUGGUCUUAAAAGGGAUUAUUACAGAUCCAGGUGAGCGUUUGACAAGAAUAUAGGUGAAACGUUGCACAAUUCCAAGUAAAAUGCCAUUAAUUCACGACACUAUAACCAGGUGAAACCACAAUGAAGCAACUUGUCAAGGGUUUAAAGAAGGCUUAUCAAUGUGAAUGCGUUAUUCAGCCUCUGUAAAAUGUAACAAACACAAGGCUCUCGUGUCCACACACCAACCGAUCGCAGCUCAUUUGAACUAUUCCGCAAUUCGGAAUUUGGGAGUUUAAGAAUUCACAACGUGGGUGUAGUGUUGGAUGUGGUCGGGUGGCUCAGAGGUGAAACGCUGAGCUGGCACUGCUGAGAUUCUGAGUAUUAAUCCGGGAUCUCAGCAGUCUGUAAUUCCACCAGGUUCACAAGUGCCGCGUGUUUACGAUGUUGACCGCGUCACCAAUUCUAUAGCACUAAAGAUGGUGUAUAUAUUAAUGUUUGAAUUCAAAGAUUCGAUUUGAUUACUGAAUGUAACAUUGAUAACCGCAUUUAAUUAUUUGUGGGGGGGGGGGAUACUUGUAAAUAAAAAAAGGUUUCAUACGCAAUUUCCGGCUAAAGUUACUCCCUUUUUAAUAAAUUCCUUGCCGAGUAGUUCAGUGUAUCUGCAGAAAGUAUGUGUACACAAGUGCCCUGUUUUGUUAGGGUUUCCUCCCCCCUUACCGAUUAUUAAUCAGUAACCAUGGAUAGGUAACUGGGCUGACAGUGGGCGCCUCUUGCGAGAAACGUCGAAGGAUAUCUAAGCGUGCAAAACAUUUCAUUAAACGGAUGGUGGAGCAAUACUGUGGGUUGAACCAGCAAGAUGGGCAUCUGCGACCACUCAUUUACCCUUGCUCAAUGCACCUGUAACAUAUAAGAAAAAUGCUUGCAAUUAACUCUUUCACGUCAGCGCCCAAUGCUAUUUCUUUGAUUAGAUAUGCAUAAAUGCCUCAUGUGCAGCAGCCAAUCACUUUCACAGUUCAAUUUUGAGUGUCAGCAUUGAUGGUAGACAGGAAAAUAUGAAAACAUUACCAAUUUGAGAGCUUAUAGUUUGUGUUUUAAAAUGGGGGCCGGUCUGACUUUCUGCUGUUGCCUUUGUCCUAAAGUUGUUGUUGCUGCUAAUGGAGUUGAAGAGGCCACUAAAAGCAAUAGCAAGAGGCUAAACUAUGGUUCGGCUUGUCACCCAGAACCGUACUCCCAUUGGCACUGCAUUAUAUCACUGUGGAACUGACAAAUGUAACUGAUGGGUCAAACUUUGUUCCAAGCGUAUGCGAAAUCACGGGGUUAAAAUGAAAUCUAACAUGUUGACAAUGUGUAAUGCAGUCUGCAAUGUAUCUUUCUCUAUUACAGGUUUAAGUGAUACGCAAUAGUAAUUCUACGCAUUUUCUGUCAUACCAAGUUUCAAACAGACGUCGAAACAUUUACUCCAAAACCAUAUGCUAAUUUACAGCAUCCUAAAUGCACUUAUUCGGAAAACAAGGACAUGCAAAUGCCGUGAUCUUGAGUGGAACAUUUAUGUACAUACAUUUUCCAUCCUAUAGAUUUAUCCCGCACCUCCAAUUAGCAUGGUUGGCUACGUGAGACGUUCAACAUAAAUAUACACAUUUAACGCUUGUUCACUCAAAUUAACAUUUGAACAAAAAAAUGCUAAACAGAAACCCAAUUACACAUGUGAUGCAAUGCGCUGCAUAUUACUGGAAAAUUCCAUUCCUAAACCAUUUUUGUCCACGUUUUUCAAAUGCUAUUCAAAUGCACACGUACAUAACGAUUCAAAUGGAAACCCGUGCUGUUGAGCACAAUAAAUUGCAUUUGGGAAAUGCUGAACAAAGGACUUAUGGAACUCGGUAGCCAAUUAUGCUUAAAAGUCACUUCUACACUGUAUACAAAACACAGUUGUACAAUCGUGAAUUUCCAAGAGAGCACAGACCCUCUAAAUACUGAAGCUCCAAGCAUGCACACUGCAUUUAAACAUUAUCUAAAAAUAGGGAGUGGCGUGCGCAGGGUACAUUCUCCUGUGCUGCCACUCCAGUCGAAUCAAACACACAUUCAAACUACCCUCAUGUGAUUCUUAGAAAGUCAGAAGGCAUUCUGCUACAAGCCAAUGAAGGAAUGUUCUAACUAAUGUGAUGUCACCGCAAAAGCUAUACUGCAUAUAAAGGGCUCCCAAUGAGCACUAGGAAAGCACAUCUUUUGGAUCAAACAUUUCAGAUUAACAAUUGGCUCUCAUAAAACAAUUACUGAGAUUGUUUGCGGCUGUGCUGUAUUGUUCUCCAAUGUGUUUGCAGCUGGACGUUAUGUUAUGCAGCAUGUCUGACGUUUCUCUCCACAUCUUGGGAGCUACUUCAGGCAUCGAAAUCCUAUGACGUGAAGUAAAACAGAGAACUAUAUAGCACAACCGUAAAAACCUAUAGGUACGAACUUUUAUUAAGGAUAGUUUCUGAAAAAGCUCCCAGUAAACGUGGAGCAACACGUUGUACAACAUGCUGAACACACAUUUGGACAUCGUGGUCAGCACGCUCUACAUCCAGAAAAUACAUCAGAGCUAAACUAAUGAAUUAUAAUGAUCUAUUAAUGAACUGUAUCGAAUCAGCUGGUGCUGCUUGAUGACCUGCCAGUGUUGAAAGCAUGGCAAUCCACGACUAAAUUGCGUUAAUGGUAAUUACACUGAAUUGUGGUCUUCUCAGUCGUGACUGUUAAGAUCUUUACUUUAUUACAAUAGAUUAUAUACCAGGCUUGCUAGGUUAAAUGCAUUUUCAGAUUACCAAUCUGCAGAUUAACAAGUCUAAAACAGUGUGCAAUAAUUCAGCAACCACAGCAAGAAUAGCAAUGUAAUCCAAGUGCAGAAUAUUAUUUUUAUCAUUAUACACAUAAAGAGCUUUGCAAAAUAGGUCAUCAGGGGGCUAUUAUUCACUUGCAGACCAGGUUGGUUCGGAGGGUGCAAUGAAGUUGGUUCAAUUUGAGCUUCUAAUUUGACAGACUGCUUCGCUAAAUGUUCAGAGAAGCCAUAGUGCAGCCAGUUUUAUUUUUGGGGUCAUUCCCACAUCACUUUAUAUAAGAUGCAUUUAAUAUAUUUGCUUACAUUAUGUUAAAUGUAGCUUUAUGCGAAAAUGCGUGUAAUUGUCAAUGUUGAUACCUUAACAUUAUGCUGAUCACAUGAUUUUUGUAUGAACUUAAUCAAGUAAAUUCCCUUUGCUCAUAAAUGAAUUUUACUUCUGAUUGAAAUUGCUGCCUUGCAUUGCUUCCUGGGUAUUUUAGAUGCAUGCUAGACAUGCAUGAAACAUGGACAGACUGUUGCAAUAACAGUAGACAGCUUGCAGAUGGCUUCUACAGUGUAGAGGUCUUACACCUGCCACCAUGAAACCCUGGUUCACCACAAAUUACUUCCAUGCCUUGGGUCACAGAAUAUAGCAUUGACUUAAUAUUGUCGCACGAAGCCAACAACUUAUUUUUGUAUACAACUCAAGACCACGUGCUAUAAAAACAUAAUUUGGCUUAACCCUGCCACGUAAGGUAAUGUGACCGUGGCUAACAAUUUUAACAUUAGAAUAUUUUAAUUGUUCAUCAUAAAGUGUGAUUUCAAACCACCCUCGAACAAUUACAGAUACUGCAAGUGUGGACACAAUUACUCAGUUCAAUGUACAGGUAUCCCUCGAUUUACGAAAGGGAAGCAUUCUACAAAAAUACAUGCAUGAAACGAAAUUUACUAAAUAGUAAUGGCUUUUCCUAUCAAUGAAAAAAACUAGAUGUUUUUGGCCAGUCACUCCAAGACUAAAAAUAUACACCUAUAUCACUUUUAACAAUACAAAAAAAGAACGUGACAUUAAAACGAUUGAUUUAAAACCAAAAUACUCAACUUUUCAAGAAACUCACCAAAAGGUCUGCAUGUUGGAAUGAAUGUUCCUCUGAUACUGUCACGCACAGCCUCCCAGUUCUCUCCAUGUAAUGGAAGGGUUUACAAUUUGUGAACUGCAUAAACGCAAAACUUGAUCAACAGAACGUUCAUAAAUAGCGGGAUACCUGUAAAUUGGCACUCAAAUUUCUGUAGAGGUUUGAUGGUAAACCAAGGAAUCCAUACCUUCGGCACUCUCCUUUUCAGAUUCUCAUUCAUAUCUCGACAUUUUCAGAUGGUUUUUAAGCACGCAAAUGUCAGUCAUAUCAGUACCAACAAAUUUAUAUUUGUGCAGUGCAAUUCACCACAACGUACCAAAUUAUCUCCCACGUGCACGAAAGCCUGGACACCCCAGAUGCACCACUGCAACAGAUAUUGCCACGUUUAAACCAGGACAUUGUAAAUAGAGAACACAAUUAAACCACAGUAAGCAACACAUUGCCACCUUGAGACAAAAGUUGUUCUACUAAACACCAGUGCUGCAUUACUAUUUUUAAAAGCAAAAAAGGCCACAAUUGUAAUGGUUCCUAUAAAAACAGCACCAUUGCGUGUAGCUAACUUCAGACAGGUAAUGUAAAAAUGUUCAGGGAUGCAGACCAGAUAUAUUGUGAAGUUUUGCCAUCGACAAAAAUAACUCUGCUCGUUACGAUCCAUUCAGCAAUGCAUGCUUAAAUGUAUGUCAAAAUCGCCAAUCGUAUAAUUAAAAAUACAUUGCAUCUUGACUCAUUCAAGUGUAACAUGUUGGCACUUUCUCAAUGUGCUUAAAUUGCACGUUACAUACAUCAAUUUAGCAUGAAGUGAAAACGUUGCACCCACCCAAAAGAAAUGCACUAAAGCCAAAUUCAGUAAAUAGGACUAUGGCCCAAUUACGUUUUAAAUGGUGGAUUACAGCACCGUAAACCUGCUCAAGUAUUAAUGCUAAUUAAGCUUCAUACACUACCUGACCACAUAACUACAUCAAGUCCUUGCAGUCACAUUCCACAAGGUGGAGUCACUUGAACUUUAUACUCAUCCUUGGUGAGAAAAAUGCAGCCACCAUUUUAGCAAAUUGUCAUGUGCAUGGCAAAGCAACAUGUGAAUACAUCUUAACUCCAGUUCCAGAACCUACCACAGUAAAGCACUCUGCAAUGUCAGAUGGACAUUUAUUGGAUAUUUGCAUAGCGAAAUAAAGACUGCUGGCAAGUGUCAAGUACCGGAGUUGAGAUGAAUCAAGUUUUGGAUUAAAGUUAAAUUUAACUUUCAACUAUAUCCACAAAUCCAGCUCAAUUACCAUUACAUUGACGUUUUAGAUUGCCAUCAAAUCAGAAUGCCAACUUAAGCUACAAUGCAUCAACCAUGGUACUUUUGUUAAUGUAGUAGCAAAGCCCAAAGUACAUUUCCACCAACAGCACCAAUCCAAAAAGUCGAAUUUGAAACUGAAGUUCCAGGAGACCUGUUUUAGGCCACAAGCGAUUUUUUUCAAAAAUAUCUAAUAUUCAAAUCAGCCAAAAUUAAGUCGCAAAACGAAAAUAUGCAUGGAAAAUUAUCAAACGUGACAAUUGCUAGAUGUGCAAUGG